GCGACUAACGCGCAUGCGCACAGGCCAAUCCUCCAGUGUGAAAGGACGAGCUUGGCUUCAGCAUACCUAUGUACACGUCCACCCGGAGGCGAGCACACGCGGUCUGUCGGGGCUCAGAUGAACCUCUACAGGAAACAGUGACUCAAAAAGCAGGUCUGCAGUGAGACUUCAGUGUGACUGGGCGGAGCUAACCUCCUGAAACGUGACUGGGCAGGCUGACAGUGUGUGUGUGCCGCCCAGCUGACUGUGUUUUUGCCGCUCCUAAUUGUUGUGUGCGAGUGGACGUGUAGCAAUGCCUCCAGCGACAGGCGGUCCAGUGGGCUACACCCCUCCAGAAGGGGGCUGGGGUUGGGCCGUAGUAGUCGGCGCUUUCAUCAGCAUCGGCUUCUCCUAUGCCUUCCCCAAGUCAAUCACUGUGUUUUUCAAAGAGAUCGAGGUGAUCUUCAACGCCACCAGCAGCCAGGUCUCGUGGAUCUCCUCCAUCAUGUUGGCCGUCAUGUACGGAGGAGGACCAAUCAGCAGCAUCUUGGUGAACAAGUAUGGCAGCCGACCAAUCAUCAUCAUCGGAGGCUGUCUGGCCGGCACGGGUUUGGUCUGCGCAUCCUUCUGUAACACAGUGGAGGGACUGUACUUCUGUGUGGGAGUCAUAGGAGGUCUUGGUUUGGCAUUCAAUCUGAAUCCCGCUUUGACAAUGAUCGGGAAAUACUUCUAUAAGAAGCGUCCGAUUGCUAACGGCAUUGCCAUGGCAGGCAGCCCCGUGUUCCUCUCCACACUGGCACCUCUGAACAGCUGGCUAUAUGAUCAGUUUGGCUGGAGGGGGAGUUUUCUGAUUCUGGGUGGUGCGCUGCUUAACUGCUGUGUGGCCGGCGCAUUGAUGCGACCCAUCGGACCAAAACCACAGCCCAAACCUGCUGUAGAGGAGGGAGGAACAAAAAGGCAUGAGAAGAAAACGGUGAUGCAGACCAUCAACAGCUUCAUCGACCUGACGCUAUUUAAGCAUCGUGGUUUCCUGCUUUACCUCUUGGGCAAUGUGAUCAUGUUUUUCGGGCUGUUUGCACCACUUGUCUUCCUCAGCAACUACGCAAAGAGCAUCGGCAUCUCCAAAGAUAAGGCAGCCUUCCUGCUCUCCAUGCUAGCCUUCACAGACAUGGUGGCACGGCCAUCUAUGGGCCUGGUGGCUAACAGCCGCUGGGUUCGCCCACGCAUACAGUAUUUCUUUGCAGCAGCAGUGCUGUAUAACGGCGUGUGUCACCUGUUGGCACCAAUGUCCGUAGACUACCUGGGCUUCUCUAUCUAUGCAGUGUUUUUCGGGGUGGCGUUCGGCUGGCUCAGCUCCGUGCUCUUUGAGACGCUCAUGGACCUGGUGGGGGCGCAGAGGUUCUCUAGUGCCGUGGGCCUCGUCACCAUUGUGGAGUGUGGACCAGUGCUGCUCGGACCUCCCUUCCUGGGCAAACUGAACGACAUCUACCAUGACUACAAAUACACGUACAUUGGCUGCGGCAUCGUCCUAGUCAUAGCCAGCGUAUUUCUCUUCGUCGGGAUGGGCAUUAACUACCGUCUGCUGGACCAAGAGAGGAAAGCAGAGGAGAGGAAAGCUGGGCUUGAAGAAAAGGAACAAGAGACUAACAUAGACAAUGCCAUGAGAGAGAAAGAGAAGGAAGCAGAGAAUGACGUUUCUACACCGCUCACAAAAGCAGAUGUGGCCAAAAUGGAUGAGGACGCUGUGUAACGUGUAAUCUGCACCACAACACGUGCUCACGUUUGCAACCUCUUUCAUUAGUGACCGUCCACUAUAAAUGAGAGUGAGCAACAGACGGAUGUACAUUUUAGAAUUGUAAAAAGGUUUAGUCAGCCAUAUUGCAUAUACACACACGCGCGCGCGCGCUGAUCUCUCUAUUCCUUCACACAUUAUCUGUAGUCCAUGCUGGAUUAUAGCUGGCAGAUCAUUUCUCCUGCUUUGUCCUGUCUCUGCUUUUUCCACCAAAGAAAGUUCACACAAACACUCCAGUGUAGUGUUUGUUGGUGGUUGUGGUUGUUUUGGGUUUUUUUUUUUCAUAAGAGGUAAAAAUAUAGGUUUUAAUGAGCCACCAUCCAUCUAAGAGAAGAUGGAUCCAUCUUGGAAAAACUGCCAUUGUCAUGUAUAUGCAAGUGCAAAACAAUCAGCGCGUACAGAAAAUACCAAACGGGUGCAGCUAUAGAUGUUUGGUGGCUCUCUCUGGAGCUCAAUUUUGCUUUGUAGUGUUUGUGUGAGACAGAGAACAGUAUUCAGGAUACAUGUCAGUACAAAGUCAGCACAUUUAGUCAAAGGAUAUUGUCCAUUAUUUUAAUUCUGACUGCAGGUACUCAGUCCAGAGAUUCUCACUCCUUUGGUUUGCGAUAUCAGCAGUCUUUUCUCACUAGUGUUCCUACAUUUUCUGAUGAUUUCCAGUGAUUACCAGUAAUCAGAAACUGCACCAAAUAGAAUCACAACGUUAGUACACGCCUGAGACAUAAAUUCACACAAAGGUUGUUUUUUAAAAUGUAGAUUUUAAGAAUGACCUCUUCACCUUGUGCAUGAUUUUUUUUUUUUUUUUUUUUUUUUUUGUAUUUUAUUUGUUAUAGAAUUCUGCUUAACAAUGUGUAGAUAGGACAUUCAGACAUUUAAAAUUCUUCUUAUGCAUCUUUGUGUUUCCAUAUACAAAUAUAAAUAACAUUUGUCUGCUCUGUGUGCAAGGUGGUACUAUUUCACUAAUGCUUGUGCCUUCUGAAGUGCUUUACAAGUCAAGCCCAGUGUUUUUAUUUUUGUUUUUUUAACAAAACCUAUUAGAAUUCUACCAUUUUAACCAUUUAUAGUAUUCUCACUUUUUCUAGUAAGCCUAGUAAGAUUAUUAAAUUUCAUUUUGAUUUCGAGCAAUAUUCUAGACAAAAGCACAUAUAGAGCCAUAUAUCUGUUAUAACAUUUGAGAACUAACAUGGUGAUGAAUCAGAAUAAUUUAUUAGUGGGUCUGUCAUGCAUAAGUCAAGUGUAGUUCUUCAAGAGUGUCAUUAUAUUGUAAUGUUGAGCUUACAUGCGAGGUAUAGUCUCAGCAUCAGGAUACCACAUGAGGUUUACUACCAGUAAAACACCUUACACCUAAAACACCUUACUAGGGUGCACUAGGUCAGUGCACUCCCAAAUGCCAACGUGAUUAAGGUGUUGUUUGUUUGUUUUGUUUUGGGGUUUUUUUUGGUGUGUGUGCACUUUAGCGUUCAGGAUACAUAGGCCAUGAUUAUGAAAUAAGGUUGUUGCACGCCACUGUUUCACAAUGUAAACAGUGUGAAAAGAAAGGCUGAACAAUAUUAAACUUGCGUCAAGGAUUUAUAAAUGUGUUGCUUUUUGCCUGCUUAUACUUCACUACACUGUACUUCCAGAUAUUUCUUCAUUCCAAACCUAAAUGGAAGCAUAUCACACACAACAUUAAUGUUCAGCAUUAGAGUUUUUUAAAUGGCAGUUGAUCUAUAGUCUCAUCUUUGGGUGGGAAAUGAAGGCAUGUAUAUUGAUGUACAAAAGAGAAUGAGUGCAUGGGAACACUCAGUACAGACUGGUUGUAUGUUGACACUCUUUAGUUCCUUAAUUUCUCUUGCUUUUUAGUAAAUCUAAUUUUGAUAAAGUAACUUAUAUUAUCUGGCUGUGAUAUUUUGUAUGUUUGACCAGGAGUAGUGAACCAAUAAACCAUUUUUAAAAAUUUUAAA
This is a messenger RNA of Pangasianodon hypophthalmus (striped catfish), 3711 nucleotides long. It is a transcript of the gene slc16a1b, whose product is annotated as solute carrier family 16 member 1b. The record is from RefSeq and is a predicted model, not a curated record. Gene Ontology annotation, cellular component: membrane. Gene Ontology annotation, molecular function: monocarboxylic acid transmembrane transporter activity. The transcript is spliced from 6 exons. Bases 293 to 1729 code for a protein of 478 amino acids. Gene Ontology annotation, biological process: transmembrane transport; monocarboxylic acid transport. NCBI's taxonomy places the organism in Eukaryota, Metazoa, Chordata, Actinopteri, Siluriformes, Pangasiidae.